Messenger RNA from Euleptes europaea (tarantolino), 993 nucleotides. Its product is annotated as spondin-2-like. Gene Ontology annotation, biological process: cell adhesion. Bases 1 to 993 code for a protein of 330 amino acids. Gene Ontology annotation, cellular component: extracellular matrix. Lineage: Eukaryota; Metazoa; Chordata; Lepidosauria; Squamata; Sphaerodactylidae. The transcript has 5 exons. The record is from RefSeq and is a predicted model, not a curated record.
AUGGAAAACGUGAUACUUUUCUCCAGCUCCUGCAAAGUUACCCUGACUCUGCUUUUAACCUUCCUGGGCUGUGCAGGCUGUUUGCCUCUUGAAGAUGAUUCUGUUUGCACAGCAGAAGAUCUGGCAAAGUACAGCAUCGUCUUCACAGGGAAAUGGAGCCAAGUGGCUUUCCCUAAACAGUACCCUCUGUACAGGCCUCCGGCCCAGUGGUCCCCGCUUUUGGGCGUGGUCCAUAGUUCUGACUACAACAUGUGGAAAAAGAAUGAGUUUGCCAGCAAUGGUAUGCGUGACUUUGCUGAAAUAGGUGAAACAUGGACGUUAAUGAAGGAAAUACAAGCAGCUGGAGAAAAAAUCCAGAGUGUUCAUGGAAUCUUCUCUGCUCCCGCCAUUUCCUCUGGUACAGGUCAAACCUCCACAGAUUUCGAAGUGCAUUCAAGACACCCCUUUGUUUCUUUUGCAGUAAGAAUUGUGCCCAGCCCGGACUGGUUUGUGGGCAUUGACAGCUUCAAUCUUUGUGAAAAAGACCACUGGAAAGAGCAGGUGUCAGUGGAGGUUUCCCCUUACGAUGCCGGGACCGACAGCGGCUUCACAUUUUCCUCACCCAACUUUGCUACUAUUCCACAGGAGCCCGUUACAGAGAUCACUUCUUCCUCUCCAAGUCACCCAGCAAACUCAUUUUAUUAUCCCAAGCUUAAAAGCCUCCCAUCUAUUGCUCGAGUAACCAUGAUAAAACUGAAAAGAAGCAAACUGGGGUUUCCUGUUCCUCAGCCCAACAUGACUGCCAUAGAUAAUGAGAUAGAAGAUACAAUCUCAGAAACCCCCCUGGACUGUGAGACAUCGCUCUGGUCUUCCUGGGGCCUUUGUAGAGGCACAUGUGGAAAUUUGGGGACGAAAAGCAGAACUCGCUACAUACAUCUCCAUCCUGCCAACAACGGAACUCCCUGUCCAAACUUGAAUGAAGAAGCCGAAUGUGAACCAGACAAUUGUGUCUGA